AGAGAGAAGAGAGAGAUGUCAAACACCACCACCACCACCACCACUCCCUACGUGGUAGAGGAUUGCCGUGGAGUCCUCCAAGUCUACAGUGAUGGCUCAAUAGUCCGUUCUGAUCGGUCACCCUUCAACGUUACCGUCCAUGACGAUGGCUCUGUGAUCUGGAAAGACGUCACUUUUGACCCAAUUCAUGGUCUCCAACUCCGUCUUUACAAGCCCUCUUCUGCUAACACAAACACUAAGCUCCCAAUCUUCUACUACAUCCAUGGAGGUGGCUUCUGCAUCGGCUCUCGCACUUGGCCUAACUGUCAAAACUACUGUUUUCGUCUCGCAUCAGAACUUCAAGCCAUCGUUGUCGCACCUGACUAUCGUCUGGCACCUGAGAAUCGCCUUCCAGCGGCAAUUGAAGAUGGAUUCGCAUCGGUUAAGUGGCUCCAAGCUCAGGCUCUUUCCGAUAAUCCCGACACCUGGUUGACUGAUGUCGCCGAUUUCGACCGAGUUUUUAUCUCGGGAGACUCCUCGGGGGGUACCAUCGCUCAUCAUCUCGCAGUUGGACUCGGAGAAGGAUCGCCCGAGUUGGCUCCUGUUCGAGUGAGAGGUUAUGUGUAUUUGGCUGCUUACUUUGGCGGCACCGAACGUGUGAGGUCAGAGGUGGAGGCACGGAAAGAGGCUGUGCUCAAAAUCGAGAUUUCUGACGGGUUUUGGAGGCUGUCACUACCAGUUGGAGAGACAAGAGAUCACCCACUGGCGAACCCGUUUGGACCUGCUAGUCAAACCCUUGAACAUGUGGCUCUUGACCCUAUCCUAGCGGUAGUUGGUAGCUAUGAUAUACUAAGGGACAGGAAUGAAGAUUUUGUAAGAAGAUUGAAAGAAUGGGGAAAGAAAAUAGAGUUUGCAGAAUUUGAGGAAGCGGACCAUGGUUUCUUUGCUCUCCAACCCAACAGUGAAGCAGCAAAAAAGUUGAUGCCACUCAUCAAAAGAUUCAUCACUGAAAACUCCAGCAACUAGAACUGAGUUGC
This is a messenger RNA of Telopea speciosissima, 1016 nucleotides long. RefSeq names its product probable carboxylesterase 15. Gene Ontology annotation, molecular function: hydrolase activity. The coding region runs from base 16 to 1005 and encodes 329 amino acids. Lineage: Eukaryota; Viridiplantae; Streptophyta; Magnoliopsida; Proteales; Proteaceae. The transcript has 2 exons. The record is from RefSeq and is a predicted model, not a curated record.